AUGGCGGAAAGGGAAUCGAGGGGAAUUCGGGCAAAAACCGCGGGUAGAUUUCCGGACUCAACAUGGCGGGCAGGAACGCCGAGUCUCUAUCACGAAAAGUGUGCUCCACAGACUGAAAGAGUGAAGUCUGCUCCACCAAAAACAUAUGCUCAGAGAGAAUAUGCCAAGUGUGAUAUUGUUCGAAAUGAUGAGAUCUGGAAAAAUCGCUGUCGAAACGAAGGGAAAAUGGCAAGGAAAUGGUAUGACUAUGAUACAUUUCAAAAUCUUUAAAUUUUUGUUUAGGGUGGGCAAACAUACAGUUGUACUUUCUUCAGAAGAAUGAGAAAAGAUAUUCCAUGUCAUUUCGCUUCACAAUCUAAACUCACGAGGUUUAAACCCUCUUCAUUCAUAUUUCCGGGUUGGUCUGACUUCUUAAAUUAUUUAAUGGCGUCUUGCAGGUUACACUUCUUUCCCUUGUAUAUUUGAAUAGUUUGUAAAUGUGUGGCAGAUGGUCAGACAGUGCAGUUCAAUUGUGGUUGUAUAACGUCAAUUUGACUAGCCUGCGAAAAGAGCCGUUUCUCCUCGCUCCUCGCCCCUUGGGACGUUUCAGGGGCACCCAACGAGAAUAUUGUUGAAAACCACUUAAACAUAGCAUUGCUUAACGUAUUUUCAUAUUUAAACGGUAGAUAUAGGCAUAUUUUUAUCCCCUAAAAAUUUUUCAUCUGUUUGGAUUUCCUAGCUGAAAGUCUAGUGAUCCAAAAAUUAUAGGGAUCAAAACUUACCUUUUCGAAAAUUUCAGCGAGAAAAAAGGCUUCCGAAAAUUCCAGGUGACCUUUUAAGGGUAAAAAUCCGUUAAAAAUGGUCAUUUACAGUAGUUUUUAGAUGUUCAAAAAUCCUAGGAGAGGUAGGCAAGCAAGGAAUUUUGCAACAAAUGUUCCGAAAAUUCUAGAUCUCAAAUCGUCUUCCGAACAGAUAUUUUCCGAAAAUUUUCGUAUUAUGUAAACAUUGAUUUACGUCAUCAGUAUGGAAUUUCUGUCGCUGAGUCGCAGACGUUCCUCCUCGCGAAAUGUCACCUAGCAGCAAUGAGCAAGGAGAAACGUCUGUUUUCAUAGGGUACAAUUUGACUUUUUUUCAAUAAGAGUCACAAGAGCGGCAAGGGGUUGGUGUUUAGGUGUUUUAAAUGCCACAAAAAAAAUAUGCACCUGCUCCAAACUGUAAAUAAUAAUUUAAAAAAACCCACCAAACUACGCAGAUUGUCCAACCCUUUGGGUAAGUAAAGUGGGAUAUUUUUCAAUGAACAACAAAUCAAGCGAGCAAUGAAGGCGCUAGCCUGUGUUGCAGCCAGACCCAGCUAGAUCAUAUAGAGAACUUGAUAUUAAUAGUCCCUCUGCGCAACGGCUCCCAAAAGCUUGUUGUGGUAUCUGCAGGUUUGCAGGAAAAUCUGUAUCCAUUUCUGAUUGGCUACAUUCCUAACAAGCUCUGUGAUUGGACAUGCUUCGUGCAACAAUCUCGUAAUACUCCACAAGGCUAAAAAAAUAAUGUACAAGUUGCAGGACACACAAAAAAAAUAACAGCACUUUGCAUAGCAAAAGACCAAAGAACUUACAUCUGAUUGUCGGUUUGUUAUAAUUUAUGCUUUAGUAUUAUAGGAAAAAGUUUUUGCCUGCUAGGGGAUAGAAACAGUUCAAUGUUUUUUUCCAAAAUUGCAAGUUUGAAGAAACUGCCUUGCAAAACUAAAGAAAUGAUGAUGACUCAUUGAGCAAAUCGAAAAUUUAGAAGAAGAGCUCAGAAGCCUGAAUCAAAUCAAAGUUAAUACACUGGCAUUGAAAUGAUCUGUAACAACUGAGAUUUCCUAGUCUCCCAAGAGCAAAGGCCACCAGACAUCUCUAGAGUACUGCCCUGUGUAUUCACUGAAGAGGCUGUAAACAAAAGAAAAUUCUGGCUGAUUUGUAAGACAAAAGAAAAAAGUUUUAGGCAGUAUUUGCAAUAGAUUCAGUAUAAAAUUAGCCAGCAAAAAUAGCCUAUAUUUUGCGAUGCCACAAAUGGUUUCAUGGCAAAAUGACAUCUGGAGAGCGAGCACUGUCAAAUUCAUUACUGAUGAGGUGUCACCACCCAGAUCUGUGCAGUGCUUAUGACUGGUUGAAGUAAAUUUACGACUAAUAAUCAAAAGGACUGCCCAGGUCAAGGUAGUGACACAUUACCAGUAUGGAAUUUUUGUGCUGGCUCCUCAGAUGUCAUUUCACAGGGAAACUUUUGGUCAUAUCACAAAAUGUUAGCUGUUGUCUCAGGCUAUGAUAAAAUAUUAUUAACUCUGAAAAAUAAUCUGUUGCUGUCAUUCAAUAUUUUCAGGGAAGAAAACUGGGGAUUUCUCAAAGAUUAUGAUCCGAAGGGAAGAUUCAAGCCACCAAAAGAACUACCAGAUAAAGUCAGUGUAUUCUCAGACAAGGUUCCCAACACUACAAGUCAACAGUUUGGUCACAGGGUGAAAAGUGCUCCAGCAAGGACAAUGCAAAAAUUUGAAAGACUUACAAACUACAGAGUCAAGACCAACAAAGAGUUACUCUGUUAUGACUAA
Molecule: messenger RNA, 2554 nt
Organism: Porites lobata
Lineage: Eukaryota; Metazoa; Cnidaria; Anthozoa; Scleractinia; Poritidae
Source: the annotation of a GenBank genome assembly